GUAUGAGGGAGGGUGUGUAGAGUGUAGAGUGUAGCGUAUACAAGCUACGCCUAGAUCCUUUUUCAGAACGGACUCUAAAAAAUGUGAACCUAAUGGAAUCUUCAUUUGAUUAUUUCUUGAUUUUAAUUCUUCCUAUGGAUAUAUUUUUGUUAUUAAAAAUGUGAAGGAACUUGUGAAGGAACUUGUGACCUGAGAAUGGAGUACUGGAUAGUUUAAAUGUUUUUUUUCUCACGUCAUGUUUGGAUGUAUACUGUUGAGUUUUUGAGAAGUUCAGAAUAAUGAUUCACAGCACAUCUUUCUUUGGUCUGUUUUUCAUGCUUUUGAAUGGUGUGUUUGGUGACACAGAUGAAGUGAAGUCAGUGUCAGUGAUGGAGGGAGAUUCUGUCACUCUACAGACUAAUGUUACUGAAGUACAGAGAGAUGAUCAUAUACUGUGGACGUUUGGACCUCGAGGGACUCGCAUAGCUGAAAUUCACAGACAGAAUAUCUAUAUAGAUGCCACUGGUACGACAUUUGAGAAAAUACUCCAGAUAGACAAUCAAACUGGAUCUCUGACCAUCAGAAACAUCAGAUCUGAACACACUGGACUUUAUAAACUCCAGAUCGUCAGCAACAUCAGAGGAACUUCAAACCAGAGAUUCAGUGUGACUGUCUAUGCUCGUCCUCCCGUUCCUGCCAUUACCAGAGACUCUUCAGACUGUUCAUCAUCGUCAUCAGUGUCCAAUUGUUCACUGCUGUGUUCAGCUGUGAAUGUGAGUCAUGUGACUCUCUCCUGGUACAAAGGAAACAGUUUAUUGUCCAACAUCAGUGUGUCUGAUCUCAGCAUCAGUCUCUCUCUACCUCUGGAGGUGGAAUAUCAGGAUAACGACACCUACAGCUGUGUGCUGAACAAUCCCAUCAGCAACCAGACUCAACAUCUGGACAACAUCACACAACUCUGUCAGACUCACACAUGUUCAGAACAACGUUCAAGUUUCAUGAUGGCAAUAGCUCUUAUAGCGCCGCUGCUGCUGGUGGUCAUAGCUGUAGUUGCAGGUUUGAUUUACCACAGAAACUGUAAACAACCAGGAAACAAAGUUAACACUCAUGAUGAAGAGAUGCAUUACGCUGAACCAACAUUCUGUACACAGCCGCUUCAGAGUAUGGAUGUCAUUGCAGAAGAUUGCACAGUGUACUCAACUGUUGUCAUAUAAAUUUAAGAUCCAGCAGAAUGUUUUUUUAUUGUUCUACUGCAGGUUGAUGGCAUGAAUUCUGGCAAUUCACCCAAUCUAAUCACUUUGACAUCAUUAAUGUUUUACUCUGUUUCAUUACAUUUCAUUUAGGAGCAACUAAAGUUAAAGUUUGAUGUCAGAUUAGCAAGGUCAUUUUUGUCAAUGUGUCUUAUUGUUUCACUCCACCUUUUUUAUAGUACCAAGUCAGUAUUUCCGUAAAGAAUAUAUCAGUAUUAAAGGCAGGCGGUUUCUGAAGGUGGCGCUCAGCUUGAUAAUGUUGUAAUAGUGCAGCGUUUGUUGUUGCUUGAUUCUUGUCUGGGUUUUUUUAUACUUUGUGACAUUUAUGUAUAAGCCUAUAUUUUAUUAUAAUUUAGUUGUAGUUUGUUUAUUUUUACAUAUGUUUUUAUAUAUUUUAUUAAUUUUUAUUUUAAUAUUUUUUUAAUGUGGUAAUUUAAUUCUGUGUUUGUUUGGUAUUUUGUUGCUUUUGGUGCAUUCACUGGUGUUUAAAAACUUUUGAAAGUUGAGAAAGACUUCUUCGGUGUUCCAGUUUACAUUGUCUCCACCCUCAACCUAUUUCUAAAAAGCACUUAAAAAGAUUAUUCUAUAUAUUUCCUAUGAGGAUUAUUACAGUAUCUCAUGCUCUGAUUAUUUUUAACUUUAACUUUGGCCUUCAGGACAGUUGCACUGAACCAGCAUUAUUUGUCGGCUGCAUACUUCAGAAAAGUAACUGUUAUAAAAUUGACCGUUAGUUUUUCUUGUGAAGGAUCAAUUGUAAUUUAUGACUUUGAAAUGUAAUGGAUUUUUUGACUUUGAAAUGUAAUGGGUUUUUUACUGAAAUGAGGAUGCCUCAGUGACACAUGUGGCUGACAAUUGUGCCCCCUAGAGGAUGCAGCCUUUGAAAUGAGACUCGACUUUUAUAUGCCCUCCUUUACUCUGCGAUCAAUCAAUAAGCAGCACCUGGUGAAACCUUCAUCCUCUCUGUUCCUCAGCCUCCAUCAAUCAUUAGACCAUCACAAACAGCUGAAGGUUUAGCUCUUCCACGAACACAAACCAUGCAUGCAUUUCCUAAAAAUAUUUUCUGUCUGUCUUUCCAGUUUUAGGUUUGCUUAAGCCUACUCUAUAAAUUGCUUGUCAUGUUUUUCAUUUGAAAGGUACUUUGGAUAAAUGCACGAACUCUCACUGGGCAGAUCUAUAACAAUGAUGAAAGCACAUAAUGACAACAAUGUGACUUUAAAUGCCAUUAAAGACAAAAUAACUAAUAAUUAAAACAA
Messenger RNA from Ctenopharyngodon idella (grass carp), 2482 nucleotides. RefSeq names its product SLAM family member 9-like. Bases 279 to 1193 code for a protein of 304 amino acids. The transcript has 6 exons. Lineage: Eukaryota; Metazoa; Chordata; Actinopteri; Cypriniformes; Xenocyprididae. The record is from RefSeq and is a predicted model, not a curated record.